AUGUCAUUGAAGCUCCCCGUUUCCGAAGAAGAUGUCAUCAUCAAGUCCCGCCUCGCCGUGGAAGAACGCCCUCUCAAACGCAUCGUAAAACAAGUCGGGAAGAUCACGUCUCUAACGGAACUGCCUACAGGCGAAGAACUUGACGCACUACGAGAGGAGCUAGAUCUAGAGUUCUCCUCCUUCUCCAACACCAUCUUUCGACAACAAGUUCUCCGAACAGCAAAUGAACGGGAAGUCGCGCGCUACGAAGCCGAGAAACUGUCAAUACAACAAUCCGUCACCCAAACACAAACCCAGAUAACCCAAUCCCGCUUCGCCCUCUCACACGCCCUCCAAUCCCGCGCCCAAAAAAUCUCAUACGACAACCUCGCCCGCACAAUCCUCUCCCGCCACCCUAAAUCCCGGUCCGAGAUCAACGAAGCCAUUUCCGAGCUUGAGAGGGAGAUAAGUGAGUUGGAGCAGGAACGGGAGGGGUAUGCGGAGACGUGGCAGAGAAGAAAAGAGCAGUUCACGAAUGUGGAAGCUGGGCUGGAGGGUAUGCGAAGAGUUAUUCAGGGCGAGCCGGAAGGCAGCGCGGAGGAGGAAGGGGAUAGAGAGAGCGAUGAGGUUGAUAUGGUCGAUACACCGCGAGGAGCGACGUCGGGGACUGGAACGCCGAGUGGGACGCAUGCGCCGUCACCAUCGAGAGACCGCGAACGGGAACGGGAACGGGAAAGGACGGUGGAGAAGAGUAAGGAGGGAACGCCGAAUUCAGGGUCUGGAGAUACUGCUGAGCCAGGGCAAACGGAGGAGGGACAGGGAGGUGGUGAUGAGAUGGAUAUGUCGUGA
Messenger RNA from Saitoella complicata NRRL Y-17804, 828 nucleotides. RefSeq lists its product as uncharacterized. Bases 1 to 828 code for a protein of 275 amino acids. Gene Ontology annotation, biological process: mRNA processing. Lineage: Eukaryota; Fungi; Ascomycota; Saitoellomycetes; Saitoellales; Saitoellaceae. The record is from RefSeq and is a predicted model, not a curated record. Gene Ontology annotation, cellular component: THO complex part of transcription export complex. The transcript has 4 exons.